AUGCGUUUUGGAAAGAAGCUGCGAAAUUCGGUCUAUCCGCCAUGGGAAGAUCAGUACAUGGACUACGCGAAGCUGAAAGGCAUGUUACGAGAGGACGAAGACGACCCCACCUGGACCGAAGACGACGAGAAUAAGUUCUGUGACGAAACUUUGAACGUGCAGUUGGAGAAAGUUGCUGCAUUCCAAGCAGAAACUUUCAAGGCGCUGGAAGACCGAGCUGCGAAGACGGGCGAAAAACUACGAGACCUUGCUCCCGAGGAUGGCGCGAAGAAGGGUGAUAUAACCGCUGGCAGAUUCAAGGAGAUCGAGGAGGAGCUCGACGGGAUUACGAACGAGACGAAGGAACUGAAGAAGUACAGUAAUAUUAAUUAUACGGGGUUCCUCAAAAUUGUCAAAAAACACGAUCGCAAACGGGGAAACCACUACAAGAUUAGGCCGAUGGUACAACUGCGAUUAUCGAAACGGGCCUUCAACUCUGAGGAAGGUUACGCUCCUCUAUUAAACAAGCUCUCUAUGAUGUACUAUGUCGUUCGACAACAACUUGACGAAGCUCCGGAACCUAUAAAUUCUGCUGACGCCCAGUCAGAGACACAGAACGGCGAGAGAUAUGUUGCAUAUAAGUUCUGGAUUCAUAUGGAGAACCUACUCGAAGUGAGAACUUUUAUACUUCGGCGGCUACCAGUCCUGGUAUACAGCGAGCAAUCAUCCAAGGGCCUUGAUUCCCAAGGCGACCCCACCCUCAACUCAUUGUACUUUGAUAAUCCCGAUUUCGCCCUCUAUAACCAAAAGGUGGAGCGCCAAGUUGAUGCCUCGUCUAUAAGAAUCCGUUGGGCGGGGCAGUUGAAGGAGAGUCCAGAACUGGUCAUCGAGCAGAAAAUUAUUCAUCAGAACGGAAGUAGCGAGGAGAGGAGAUUUCCGAUCAAGGAGAAAUACAUUCAGGCUUUUAUUAAAGGAGAGUACAAGAUGGAGAAGAGUAUUCAAAAGAUGGAGCGUCAAGGGCAGCCUGAAGCGAAGGUUGCGGAAUUCAAAAAUACUGUCGACAGCCUUCAGAAGUUUAUUCUCGACAACGAUCUACAGCCAGUCUUGCGCGCGAAUUAUACAAGAACAGCUUUUCAGAAACCUCAGGAUGACAAAGUCAGGAUGUCCAUUGAUACUAGUUUAGCUUUCAUUCGAGAAGACGCAAUUGACGCUAACAGACCCUGCCGGGCCCCCAAUAAUUGGCACAGGCUGGAUAUUGAUAAUAGCGCUAUGGAAUAUCCAUUCUCUAAUAUCAACCAAGGCGAAUUGUCGAAAUUCCCUUACGCUCUGUUGGAAAUCAAGGUCAAAGAGGAUGGGAUCAAAAAGCAUCCACAAUGGGUUGAUGAUCUCAUGUCUUCUCACCUCGUUCACAAAGCACCUCGGUUCUCCAAAUUCGUUCAUGGAGUGGCCACUUUAUUUGAAGACAAUGUUAAUAAUCUGCCAUUUUGGCUAAGUGAAGUUGAGACUGAUAUUCGGAAAGACCCACAAGCGGCUUUCGAAGCAGAAGAGGAAAGGAAAGCCAGGCGUGCCGCAGAUGAACAGGUCGUUGGUAGCUUCUUGGGUACGUCGAGACCCAGUGCAAGUUACAAGGCGGCUGUUAGUUCACCAAUGGCCAAAUCAUACAUGCAGGAGCGUAUGGCCGCUGAAGCCAGUGCUGGUCGACGAUCUAACUUCACCGGAAAGUCAAAGUCUCAAAACGCUGCCACUGAGGACAACGAGGGGGAAACUAGCAAUCGAAAUGGUGGCUAUGGGACUCUUUCAUCAGUCUUUCCGUCCUUCUCAUUGUCGAGAUAUGCUCAGGCACGUCGAGAAAAGACCGUACAAUUGCCGCCGGGAGUUCUCAAGCCAACCCAGCUCAUAAAGGACUCUGGGCCCUUGAAGGUGGAGCCGAAGGUGUGGUUAGCCAACGAACGAACUUAUCUCAAGUGGCAGCACAUCUGCUUCUUGCUCGGGUCUUUUGCUAUCGUUCUUUCCAACACCGGUUCACAUGAUAGUGUGAGAUUGGCUAUGGGUAUCACAUAUCUCGUUGUUUCUGUUUUCGCCGCCGGAUGGGGCUACUAUAUGCAUCGGACCCGCCGAGAGAUGAUUGUUGCAAGAAGUGGCAAAGAUUUUGACAAUCUUAUUGGUCCAAUGAUUGUCAGCUUUGCUCUCAUUAUUGCUCUGAUAUUGAAUUUUGUUUUCAAGGCAUGUUACCCCUUUUUGUUUAACGAUGAGUGGCAGGGCUUUACUGACACGAAGAUACAGUGGCGUGAAGCACUUGAUAGGAACAAUUCAGAUGCUCCAAGCAACUCAACGGCUGAGAGUAUGUAUGAGGGUAUGAGAACCAAGCUUUUGUAA
Molecule: messenger RNA, 2355 nt
Organism: Glarea lozoyensis ATCC 20868
Lineage: Eukaryota; Fungi; Ascomycota; Leotiomycetes; Helotiales; Helotiaceae
Exons: 2
Coding region: 1-2355 (784 amino acids)
Cellular component (GO): vacuolar transporter chaperone complex; fungal-type vacuole membrane
Source: RefSeq, a predicted model, not a curated record